Notodromas monacha is the source of this 1189-nucleotide messenger RNA. The record is from the annotation of a GenBank genome assembly. Lineage: Eukaryota; Metazoa; Arthropoda; Ostracoda; Podocopida; Cyprididae.
UUUUUUUUUUUUUUCUGCAAAGAAUGGAUAGAGCGUACUGCAGAUAUAAAUCCAAUUUUCGAACGAAAUGCCUGGAAUUGGAGAGAGGGUAUGGUGGUGACUCGAACGAGUGAAAAGCGAUCGUGUUGAAUUCGAUUACAAAUUAUCCGGAAUCGAAGGCAGUAGAUCCUGAGAAUUCUCAUGGCUGGCCAUACUGUGCUCCAUUCAGAGUGAAGAUGCGAUUGUCGUCAGUGAUCUUAGCUGAGAACUGGUUUCCGUCAUCACAAGGGAUCCAGUCUCAAAGCUCUUCGCUGAAUUUCUUCGAUAGCGACUAAUGGUGAAGAUGGUUGGGGAAGAGUUGCCCCCAGAUUUCGUCAUCACAGUGAAGCAAGAGGUUAAAAAUGAACCAGAUUAUCUCGUGUCGUGGGACACUCCAUCUGAUGGCUACUCCGACGACGUCGAUCCUGCUCCAGGACCCGAAUAUCUGGAAAGCUCCAAAGGAUCCCGGUCAUACCCCAAAGUUUCGUUCGACGACCUAGUCGCCCAGUUUGUCGGUUGUAGGAAUUUCGGUUGCCUUCUCGACCGUCUUGACGUGUCGAAAAAUAAAGAAUACGCAUCUGCGAUCGCUGUCGAUUUGCCGACCAAGCUUCCUAACGUCGGCCGACGGACAAAGAAGGAAAGGAGUGAGUUUGCUGGCGUUCUUGAUGAUCUUCAUCAGGAUGCGAAUCAUAUCAAUUCUAUCCUCGAAGAUUUGAUUUCGAAUCCACCGGAAUUAACCGAAGAUCUUCGAAAGGAUCCGGAAGAAACGGAAAUUUCCACGUCAUGUGAACCGCUCAUUCCUAAGGUGACCCCAGAAUUGGAGGAGGAGACGCCGUCCGUAAAGCCAAAAUUUAGACUCCUGCCAAAAUCCGUCAGAUUGGCGAAGGAGCAGGAGUGGCAGAGAAAUGCACAGAGCGAAAGGAAUCCCGAAAAUUUGGAAGAGCCUUCGACGAACGGUCACCCAAAUUUUCGUGGGAAUGUUGAGGUUUGGGUUCCGGAGGCGCUCGUGGGAAAUCUGGGUCUGGUUCUGUUUAUUCCGCCCCUCCUCCUUCCUAUUCCACUUGCGGCUUCCGGUCCGCGUUGGAACACGCGGAACCCGGUAGACAGGCUUGUGCAGCCAGUCAGAUUGGACUCCCUCAAGAACAUGGGAGAAAUUGUGGAGGAGGACUGA